CCAGGGCGCGGGGGCGAGGCGCGCCGGGCCGCGCGCUGCGGUUCUUGGCGCGGACAGCGGCGGCCGAUGCCCGCCGCCGCGGCGGAUGGAAAGAGAGGCGGGCCCCGGGCCGAGGAGGCCGCCUGAGUGGCUGCCGGAUCCCCUGCUCGCUGCUGCGCAACCCUCGGCCGCAGGUAGCAAAGACAUGUUCUAGCAUGGAUGCUUUUGCAAAUCACAGCUGUCACCUCCUUCAGCAGCUCCAUGAUCAACGGAUUCAAGGCCUUCUCUGCGAUUGUAUGUUGGUGGUCAAAGGCGUUUCCUUCAAAGCACAUAAAAAUGUGUUGGCUGCUUUCAGCCAAUAUUUCAGGACCCUGUUUCAAAAUUCUCCAAGCCAGAAGAAUGAUGUUUUUCAUUUGGACAUUAAGAAUGUUGGUGGCAUAGGCCAGAUCUUGGAUUACAUGUACACUUCACACCUCGACCUCACCCGGGACAAUGUGCAAGCCUUGCUGGAUAUUGCACAGUGUCUGCAGGUGCAGAAUAUUUUGAACAUGUGUCACUCCUUUUUAAAAACCUCCAGAUCUGUAGAGCAGUCGGCCGGUCUGGCCUGUAGCAGUACAUUUUCAUUGCACAAUACUUUGGCUGCUAAUACCAACUGUGAACCGUAUGAUACUAAUUUCCUCCAUGUUUGUUCCACUGCUGGGCAGUCUUGUAAAGCCUUGGACGGCCACCUGCCUGAGUCGCAGCCUUGUGUACUUCACCGCUUAGCAGCUGACACUAACAAACGGAAAGAGGACUCCGUGGGUUCUGGUGGGGCGGAUCUCUCAUUUAAACAGCCAACUUGCCAUUAUAAGCUCCGUAACUUUUAUAGCAAACCAUUCUGCAAACAAACAGUUUGUCCCAGGAACGAGAAAUCCCCAGAACUGCCCUCUGAUUUCAUUGUAUCUCCAGCGCAGAACCCGGUUCAGAGUGCUUCGUGUCACAUCAGUCGCCCUGAAUGCACUUUGGAACCGUCUGAUCAGCUGCCGCCAGCCUUUCUUGUCCAGCCCUUGGACGACUGUCCUGAGGAUCAAGUCACAGGGAGCACGUCUGCACAGCCAGCCAAACCGUUGAGGCUUAAAAAAGCCCUGCACCUUCAGAGACUGAAUUUGCUGCGGUCCCAGAAGACUCCUGAGCCGUCCUCUGCACCUGAUGCUGAUAGCAGCAUCGCGAGGGAGACCGAGUUAGAGAGACCGAGUGGCACAAGAAGGACAAAGGCAGGUGCUUCUGAUGGGAAAGAGGCUGAAUGUGUAGCGAGCUCAGCAGGCGCAGGGGAGCCUGCUGCGUUGGAGCCGUCUCAGGAGCCUUCUGAGCCCGAUAGCCAGUGGCAGGUUUUCCUCUCAGAGAGGCAGUAUCCUUGUGCGUUGUGUGGAAAGGCUUUUAAACAUCCCAGCAAUCUGGAGCUCCACAUACGGUCUCACACAGGUGAGAAGCCAUUUGAAUGUAACAUUUGUGGGAAAUGUUUCUCGCAGGCAGGUAAUCUUCAGACUCAUUUGCGUCGGCAUUCGGGUGAAAAACCUUACAUUUGUGAAAUCUGUGGGAAAAGGUUUGCUGCAUCUGGAGAUGUCCAGCGCCACAUUAUUAUUCACUCUGGAGAAAAACCACAUCUGUGUGAUACUUGUGGUCGAGGAUUUAGUAACUUCAGUAAUUUAAAGGAACACAAGAAGAACCAUGCCGUAGAAAAAGUGUUCACGUGUGACGAGUGUGGAAAGUCAUUUAACUUACCACGGAAAUUGGUAAAACACAGGAUCAGACACACAGGAGAAAAGCCAUAUAGUUGUUCAGUUUGUGGAAAAUGCUUUGCGGGAUCUGGAGAUUUGCGAAGACAUAUCAGGACGCAUACUGGGGAAAAGCCAUAUCGCUGUGAGACCUGCAAUAAAUGUUUCAGUCGCUCUGCUGUCUUACGUCGACACAAAAAAACCCACUGUAAAGCUAGCAGUGAACGUUCAAAUAUUGUAGACGAGUUUUCUCAUGUAAUGGAAAUUCCUGACCUUGAGAAGUCCCAAAGUUCAGAUUUCUUUACCCAGGAAAUCUCAGCGUCUUUCUUGCCAGCAUCAGAGAAAUGUCCACUCCACCCGGCGGAGAAUUCGCCAGAUGAAUUUGACCGUCCUGGGGCACCAUUUGGCAAGACAAGGCCUGGAAUGAUAAAAGGCCGUCAGAAACUGAGCUCGGAUCCCGCCAAACUCUGCAAAUCUCCAGAAGGACCAGAUCAGUCUUGUUCUUUUAAAGAGAUUAGCCCCCCCUCCGAGGAAGAACCGCUGCAGCCCGACGCUGUGCCCCUGGUUCGCUCCUCCGCAGGUGCCCUGGGCAGCAGCUGGAAUGGCGACCUGAGCAGCCGCGGGUCUUCUGCUGAGCACAGAAACAACGAGGGGGUCUUCUUCUCCAGCGUGACCCUCUGGGGCUUAGCUAUGAAGACUUUGCAGAAUGAGAGCGAGCUGGGCCAGUGAGGAACUGUGUGUGUGCUUUGUGUGUUCAGAAGAACAGCCUAUAUAUUUGUAACUAAAUAAAAUAAAAUUGUAACUAAGUUGUA
Candoia aspera is the source of this 2545-nucleotide messenger RNA. It is a transcript of the gene ZBTB49, whose product is annotated as zinc finger and BTB domain containing 49. The record is from RefSeq and is a predicted model, not a curated record. Gene Ontology annotation, molecular function: protein binding; DNA-binding transcription factor activity, RNA polymerase II-specific. Gene Ontology annotation, biological process: regulation of transcription by RNA polymerase II. The transcript is spliced from 8 exons. Bases 195 to 2462 code for a protein of 755 amino acids. NCBI's taxonomy places the organism in Eukaryota, Metazoa, Chordata, Lepidosauria, Squamata, Candoiidae. Gene Ontology annotation, cellular component: nucleus.